GGCAGGGGAAGUAAGGAUGAAGCUCCUGUUUGCAGCUGUGUUUGUGCUAAUCGCGCUGUCUGCCUUUGAUCAGGCCGACUCCUCGGCGUAUGACAAGAUUGUGACCCACAGUCGCAUCAGGGCAAAGAAUGAGGGGCCAAAUGUGUGCGCCCUCCAGCAGGUCAUGGGGACCAAGAAGAAAUACUUCAGCACUUGCCGAAACUGGUACCAGGGGGCUAUCUGCGGAAAGAAGGCGACUGUCCUUUAUGAGUGCUGUCCCGGGUACAUGAAGCUGGAUGGCAUGCGAGGUUGCCCUGCAGUGGCCCCAAUUGACCAUGUUUAUGGAACUCUGGGCCUGGUAAAGGCCAUCACCACCCAGGAGUACUCAGAUAUCUCCAAGCUCAGGGAGGAGAUUGAGGGCUCUGGAUCCUACACCAUGUUUGCACCCAGCAAUGACGCUUGGGAUCUCUUAGAACCUUCAGUGAGGAGUGCUCUGGUGAGCAAUGUGAACAUCGAGCUGUACAACGCCCUCCGCUAUCACAUGGUCAACCGUCGCCUCCUGACCAAAGACCUGAAGAAUGGAAUGACAGUCACAUCUAUGUACAACGACCUGGGCCUGUUCAUCAACCACUACUCGAAUGGGGUUGUCACAGUGAACUGUGCCAGGAUCAUCCACGGUAACCAGGUGGCCACCAACGGAGUGGUGCAUGUCAUUGACCGUGUCAUCACUGCUGUGGGAAACACCAUCCAGGACGUCAUCGAAGUUAAUGAUGAGCUGACAUCUCUGAGUGCUGUUGCUCUUGCCUCCGAAUGGCUGGAGAAACUGGGUCAGCCAGGUCACUUUACCCUGUUUGCCCCUACCAACGAGGCCUUCGAAAAGGUGGACAGGGAGGUUCUGGAGAGACUCAUGAACGACAAGGGAGUCCUCCAAGCCCUGCUGAAGUAUCACAUCCUGGACUCGGUUCAGUGUUCUGAAGCCAUCAUGGCCGGUACCUCCUACGAGACUCUGGAGGGCUCCAACAUUGAGAUCGGCUGCGAUGGCGAGAGUCUGACUGUCAAUGGAAUCAAGAUGGUGCUGAAGAAGGACAUCGUCACAUCCAACGGUGUCAUCCACCUCAUUGACCAGGUGCUCAUGCCCAAUUCAGCUAAGCAGGUGAUGGAGCUGCUGGGUGAUUCUCAGAGCACCUUCAGUGACAUGGUCUCUGAGCUUGGACUGGCUGCUGCCAUGAAACCAGAGACAGAGUACACACUCCUGGCCCCGCUCAACUCAGUGUUUACUGAUGAGGUUAUGGGGAUGGAUCAGCGUCUGCUGAAGAUCAUUCUGGAGAACCACAUUCUGAAGCUGAAAGUGACCUUGAGCCAGUUGUACAACGGUCAGAAGCUGGAGACUAUUGGAGGAAAGUUGCUGCGGGUGUUCAUCUAUCGUACCGCGGUGUGCAUUGAGAAUGCCUGCAUGGUGAGGGGCAGCAAGGAGGGGAGCAAUGGUGCCCUGCACCUCAUGAGGACCCUCAUCAAACCGGCCGAAUCCACUAUGUACGAGAUCCUGUUGGCAGACGGACGCUUCAAGAUAUUCCUGUCCCUGAUGGAGGCAGCUGGUUUGACUGACUUGCUCAAUCAGGAGGGAGGCUACACCUUGUUUGCCCCCACUGAUGAUGCCUUUGAGGGUCUGAGCCCGGAGGAUAUUGAACUGCUAACCAGUGACGUCAAUGCCCUGAGGACUAUCCUGCUUUACCACUUCAGUAAUGGUGUCUUCAUCACUGGAGGAUUGGAAGGAGGAGUCACCAAUCUUCUUAAGACCAUCCAGGGCAGCAACAUUCGACUGCUGUCUGCUAACAACUCCAUCCUGGUGAAUACAGUCAACGUCCCCGACAAUGACCUUAUGGCAUCAAAUGGCGUGAUCCACAUUGUGAAAACCAUGCUGUAUCCCGGGGACCUGCCAGUCGGCCGGGAGGACCUGCUGGUGUUGCUGAAGAAGCUCAUCAGAUACAUCCAGAUUAAGUUCGUGGCUGGUUACACCUACCGUGAGAUCCCUCUCACCUUCAUCAAGAGAACCAUUAAGGUCAUAACGGAGCCAAUCACAGUCACCCGCAUCAUUGAAACAGUGCCAAAUGUUACAACAGUCACCAGAGUAAUUGAAGGAAUCAUUGAAGGGGAGCCAACUCUCACCACGGUCACCAAAGUCAUCGAAGGGGAGCCCACAGUCACCAAGGUCACCAAAGUCAUCGAAGGGGAGCCCACAGUCACCAAGGUCACCAGGGUGAUCGAAGGGGAUCCCACAGUCACCAAGGUUACCAAGGUCAUCGAAGGGGAGCCCAUAGUCACCAAGGUCACCAGGGUGAUCGAAGGGGAUCCCACAAUCACAAAAGUCACCAGGGUCAUUGAAGGCCCUCAGCUCACCUCCUCUGAUGGCGAGUUUGACACUGAUGGAGAAAUCAGAAAGAUCCUAGGGGAAGAGGUUACCAAGGUUACGAAGCUUCUUGAGAGCGAUGUACACAUUCUCGAGGACGAAGAGAUCAAACAAAUCCUCGAGGGAGGUGGAAUAGGUUAUACCACCACAGUUACCAAGGUGAUUCCAGGAGAUCCCCAUAUCAUUAAGGGGCCUGACUUCUCCAAGAUAAGCACCUUUGAGGCAAACCCGGAGCUGAUUGAUGCAGAAUCAGAAAGGAUCACCAAAAUCAUCAAAGAGGGUAAACCAGUGAGAAGAGCUGCAGCCAGAAGAAUUCCAGCUGGCAUUAAGAGAAAAAUAAGACGUCACCCUCAGGCCAACAGAACAAGAAAUCCUUGAGAAUGCCCAAGCAACCUGACAUGAACUGGACAGACACCCCAUGCUUCUAGGAGCACACCAAAUCAAGCAAAUGGUUGUAGACCAAAUUGAUAUACCAAAGGAAAAUCCUUUGUUAAAGCAACAAGUGAGGGUGUCUGUAAAUGCCACAAUUCAUCGGAAAAUCUUGGAUGACUAAAAAUGAUAUGUUUGAUGAUGAAAAAUAUAUUUAGAAUUACACAUAUGUGCAAUUGCUGUUCAUACAUGUGGGGAACAUGAAAAGCUACAGCUGGUUGAGAAGUGGGGGGAGGUAGGCAGUAAGCCAAAGGUAUAUCCCUAAGUUGUAAGGAUAUAAUUUUGUCUUGUCAGCCAGAUGAUCUGAUGAGGAACAGAUUGGACAGCUUACCUCUGCAUGAACAUGAUUUUGCGGUGCUCACAUUCUGAACUGAGAAUGUCUUUUUGGAUUUGUUGUUCUUUUCUCAAUAGAAUUAAGCAGUGCUUUGCUAUUUUCACACAGUAAGUGCUGAGACUAUAAAUUAUGGAGCUUGACAAAGGACCAGAUUUUAAACGCUUAUUCUAUAGUUGUCUGGAAUCUCACUCCUUCUCUGUGUCCUGUUUUCCUCCCCUUUACCAAUGGUAUGUGUUUGUCUGUCUGUUUGUUCCCAGAUUGAAAAUGCAGAUGCUGCCAACUUUUGUUUGAAAUAUUUUUCUGUGACUUUUUAUGUUGGGUUUGUGUACAUUGAUGUACACAAAGCCUCUU
Megalops cyprinoides (Indo-Pacific tarpon) is the source of this 3500-nucleotide messenger RNA. Its product is annotated as periostin-like. The coding region runs from base 17 to 2764 and encodes 915 amino acids. The transcript is spliced from 24 exons. Gene Ontology annotation, biological process: extracellular matrix organization; cell adhesion. Gene Ontology annotation, molecular function: cell adhesion molecule binding. NCBI's taxonomy places the organism in Eukaryota, Metazoa, Chordata, Actinopteri, Elopiformes, Megalopidae. Gene Ontology annotation, cellular component: extracellular matrix. The record is from RefSeq and is a predicted model, not a curated record.